UCGGGACGGAGAAUCGGUCCCUUCCUUGACGGAAAGUGGAAGGUCCCGGGGCCAGGAGGACGGGAGGAAGCGUUUGCCAAGGCACCAUGGCAGAGCCGGAGAACCUCGAGGUGAUGGUGAAAACCUUGGACUCGCAGACCAGGACCUUCACGGUGGAGGCAGAGAUUACAGUCAAAGAGUUCAAGGAGCACAUUGCGGGCUCGGUCAAUAUCCCUUCCGAAAAGCAGCGCCUCAUCUAUCAAGGGAGAGUCCUGCAAGACGACAAGAAGCUGAAGGAAUACAAUGUCGGCGGCAAAGUCAUCCACUUGGUGGAACGCGCACCUCCCCAGACGCAGUCGCCCUCCUCGGGGGGCCCCUCCGGAGUGGGCCCCUCGCCGGUCCCUCACAACGGCACGGGCUCCCGGGGGACGGGCCCCACCGUGCACGACCGCAACGCCAACAGCUACGUCAUGGUGGGAACCUUCAACUUACCAGUAAGCAUUAUGGACCCGCAGCCACCCACACAAAGCGAUGGAUCGUCUGUGGACGUUCAUAUAAAUAUGGACCAGGCUCCUGUACAGAGCGAGCCUCGGGUCCGCCUCGUCAUGGCCCAGCACAUGUUGCGGGACGUCCAGGGCAUCCUGAACCGGCUAGAGGGUCACGGCAGCAGCCAAGCCGCACCAGGAUCCGAGGAAGCGCCGUCUGCCAGCCCGACAGAACGGGAGCCGAUGGAAGGAGCCGAAUCCGAGCCUCCCAGCGAGCCCACGCCGGCCGAGGAGACGCCCCCAUCCGGGACUGAGCCCCCCCCAGCAGCGGAGGCUGCCGCACCCAACCACCCGUCGCCAGCUGAGUACGUGGAGGUGCUGGGGGAGCUCCGUGGGGUGGAAAGCCGACUGCAGCCCUUCCUGCAGAGAUACGAGGAGAUCCUGGGGACUGCUGGCACCGCCGACUACAACAAUAACACGGAGGGCCGCGAAGAGGACCAGCGAAUCAUCAACCUGGUGGGGGAGUCCCUGCGCCUGCUGGGGAACACGUUUGUGGCCCUCUCGGACCUGCGCUGCAACCUUUCCUGCAGUGCCCCCCGCCACCUCCACGUGGUGCGGCCGAUGUCCCACUAUACAGCCCCCAUGGUGCUGCAGCAGGCGGCCAUUCCCAUCCAGAUCAAUGUGGGAACCACGGUCACCAUGACGGGCAACGGGGCUCGCCCCGCCCCAGCCAGCGCGGAAGCCUCCGCCCAGGCCCCCCAGGCUGUUUCCGCCGCCCAGCCCAGCGCUCCCGGUCCUGCGGAGGCUGGCCGGCCCUCGGAGGGGCUGCCCCCUUCCUCUUCCCCAGGAAGCACCCCGACUCAAACGCAGGCCUCCCAGACGGGCCACCCGCGCGUGAUCCGCAUCUCCCAUCAGACAGUUGAACCUGUGGUUAUGAUGCACAUGAACAUACAAGAUUCUGGCCCCCAGAUGGGAGGAAGCAGUGCCGGGGGGGCACCACCCAUGGGGCCUGCUGGGCCUGGCCAAGGCGUGGGUGGUGCUCCUCACAUGCCCCUCCCAAGCCUCCCGCCAGAGUUCAUGCAGGCGGUGGCCCACCAGAUAACGCAGCAAGCCAUGGCGGCAGCGGCUUCCGCGGCCACAGGCCAGCAAGUCCCAGGCUUCCAGUCGGCUCCGACACGUGUGGUGAUUGCCAGGCCCUCCGCUCCUUCCGUGCGGCCCACUCACCCCGGGUCACCCCAGGCGCCAGGACAAGGACCAAUGGCCUUCCCCCUUCCCUCGCAGGGCCCUGGCAUGGGCGGAAAUGCUUCCUUGGCCCAGAUGAUCAGCGGAUUGGUCGGGCAGCUCCUCAUGCAGCCAGUAAUAGUGGCUCAAGGCAGCGGGACCUCCUCGUCAGCUCCCUCUUCCGUCAGCAGCCAGGCUACCUUCAGCACCAGCAACUCUGCCUCCCCUCCCACUGCCUCGGCCAGCGCGGGCACCACCAACACUGCCACCACCGCCGCGGGGGGCAGCUCGGCCGGCGCCCCCGGAGGGCCCGUCCUGUCUGGCGGGCCCAUCCCAUCUGGCCAGCCUCCGACUGCUGGAGCCGAACUCCCGUUCACUCCGCUGCUGGGGACCCUCCUUGGGGCAGCGGGCUCCAGCAUGGCGGGGCAGGAGGAUCUAUUCACUCAGCUGCUGGGGACCCUCCUUGGUGCAGCGGGCUCCAGCAUGGCGGGGGGGGCCGGCGUGGGGUCCCCCACCAUCACCGUGGCCAUGCCGGGGGUCCCCGCCUUCCUGCAAGGCAUGACGGACUUCCUGCAGGCAACGCAGAUGGGGUCAGCUCCCCCACAUCCCCCCGAGCAGACACCGCCCCCGCCCGCGGCCUCUCCGCCGCCUCCCCCCUCUGCUCCUCAGAGUGGGCCGGAGGCACCCUCAGCUGGGGCAGGAGGAGGCAGCGGCGUCCGUGGCGGUGCCUCGGCAGAUGCUCUGCCGCCGGAGUUCUUCACCAGCGUGGUCCAGGGGGUGCUGUCGUCCAUGAUGGGUUCCCUCAGCGCCCAGCAGGGCAGCACGGAGAGCAUCGCUGACUUCAUCCAGCGCCUGAGCGGCACCAACAACAUCUUUGAGCCGGGCACCGAGGGGGCCCUCGGCUUCUUCGGCGACCUGCUCUCUUUGAUCUGCCAGAACUUCUCCAUGGUCGACAUGGUGAUGCUGCUGCACGGGCAGUUCCAGCCGCUGCAGCGGAUCCAGCCCCAGCUCAGCCGCUUCUUCCGGGAGGAGUACCUACACGGCCAGGAGCCCACCGAACGCAACGUCCGGGUGAGACGGGGCCGGCCGCCACCCAGUCCCCGGGCUCGGCGGCGCUGCCACUUCUCGCUGCCCAACCUCGGGGCGUUUGCUAACCCUCUCCGCCGGAGCAAUCAGAGCGAGAAGCUGUACCAAAAUUUCCUCAACAGCAAAGACCCAGAAGCAGCAGAUGAACUACUCCACGAACUCAACGCCGUGCCCUGCCGUGGAGCCCCCGUGACUUUCCCAGGCUGGUUGGCAGCGGCAGGGCUUGUGCGGGAGGCCAGUCCCAUUGACUCUUCGCGUGCAAAAGAUGGCUGCCAAGUCCCCUCUUCCUUUCCCCUCCUGACGGCCUUUUCUUUCUCUUCCCCUUUCCCCGCCCACCCCUGGUGGCAGAGGCGGAUGUCAGCAGACAUCAACCCGUCCCUGGUGAGCUGGCUCACCACCAUGAUGAGCAUGCGGUUGCAGGUCAUCCUGGAGCACAUGCCCGUCACGGAGGAGCAAAUCCUGCAGUAUGUCCGCAGGGUGGGCGAUCCCCUCCAGCCUGUGCCUGAAGAGCCCAUGGAUUUGCAGGCUGCCGAGCAGCUUCCCGAAGCCCUGCAGCGCGAGAGUGCCGCCUCCCCGGCCCCAGCCACCACGGCGGAGGAGGCCAUGCCCCAGCCACGAGGGGAGCCGGAGCACGAAGAGCCCCAGCAAGGGGAGCCCCCCGCUCCCGAUACGGAGCCCUGGGCUGCCGCCGUGCCCCCGGAGUGGGUGCCCAUCAUCCGUGAGGACAUCCAGUCCCAGCGCAAGCUGAAGCAGCAGCCUCCCCUCAGCGACGCCUACCUGAGCGGCAUGCCAGCUAAGCGGCGCAAGACCAUGCAGGGCGACGGGCCCCAACUACUGCUGUCCGAGGCGGUCAGCAAAGCUGCCAAAGGGGCUGGCGUGAAGCCCCUGACCAGCCCGGAGAGCCUCCACAGGGACCUUGCAGACCCGGCUCUCCAGGAGGGCUACCGCCUGCAGCUGAAAUCCGAUCUGCAGAAGCGGCUGCAGGCUGACCCCAGCUUCACUCCACAGAGGUUCCCCAACGCCCAGCAGGCCUUUGUGGCCGAGGACUUGUAAUGGCCGCUGCUGGCGCCCUCCUGGGCCGGAGGUGGACUGUGCGGCUCGCCUCUCCUUCCCUCCGUGCACGAUGCAAACAGCCACUCCCUUCUCAGGCCAAGUAUUUAAGUUCCCUUCCCAAUCGUUCCCUGUCUGGUUGCUGUGACCUCUCUCUCGGCCAGUGGGGGUGCCCUGGCGGCUGCUGGAAUCACUAAAUAAAGCCACUUCU
Messenger RNA from Gekko japonicus, 4032 nucleotides. It is a transcript of the gene BAG6, whose product is annotated as BCL2 associated athanogene 6. Gene Ontology annotation, molecular function: polyubiquitin modification-dependent protein binding; misfolded protein binding. Gene Ontology annotation, cellular component: BAT3 complex. The coding region runs from base 87 to 3824 and encodes 1245 amino acids. The transcript has 25 exons. The record is from RefSeq and is a predicted model, not a curated record. Lineage: Eukaryota; Metazoa; Chordata; Lepidosauria; Squamata; Gekkonidae.